AUGAGCAUCGACCGCUGCUGGGAGCUCUUUCGAGUUGCCCAGCCCAUGAAGGGCACGCAGAUGUCUCCCACCAGAGCCACUGUGAGCUCGACGAAUGUCGUGGAUCUGGGGCUGGGGCUUGCGGGCCGGGGUCUAGAGCCAGGGCUCGAUCCGGGUUUCAGGCCUUCGAAACCACACGCUCCUCUUGUGAGCCAGUUCACAUCCAAAUUGCGCAACAAGAUUAUGCUUCGGCGUGACUAUGAGGCUCUUGAGUCGAUUCUCGCCGAGUUUGAGCAGAACAAGGACUGGAUCUCAGAGUUUGUGCAAAAAGGAGGUCUGGAGCUGCUGGCGAUCAACGUGGGCGAACUCAGACCCGGCCAGGCCGAGUGGCUAGACCUUGAGUUUCUGGCAUUGACUUGUAUCAAGCAUAUUGUCUCCUGUUGCAGCGACACUAUUGAAAGGAUGAAUUACGACGUGAUAACCCUGAUAGUGUCGUCUUUGAUCUCUUCUAGCGUGGUAACGCGGAACCUGACGACUGGCAUGCUGACGCUGGUGAUUGCGCAUCGAGCGUCGAGCGCCAAACAAAUUCUGAACGCAAUAGCAAAAACUAUCGGCAUUGAAUCGUGGAUAUCUGCUGCGUGCUCCAUGGUGAGCGAGCUAUGGGCCGAUCGCAGCCAACCGGCUGCUUUUCCGUCAAGUCCCGCAUAUCUUGCGAACGAAUACGCUUUACUAACCACGUUUCUGGUGUUGUCUGUGGUGACGGCCACCAAAAACGUGCGACGCCAUUUGGAACGGCACGGCCUUCUGUCUUUUUUCGAGCAAGCUCGAAAACUGAACAACAACGCGAUCAACGACCUAAUACGAAACUAUUUCGAGCACGAGGACGAUUUUAGCGACACUUCGCAGCCUGUAUAUUUUGAUACUCCUAGUCUGGAGCGUCACGCUCGUGAGAUCGUGCGCUCGCUGUCGUUUCUGAGCCAGACAAAACCACCACACGAGGCAGAACGCUAUUUCCGUCUAAUCAGCCUUCUGGUGAGCCACAUAAGCCAGAUGAAGAGCAUUGGCGAUGAGAACCUGUCGUUUUCGAUCCAGCUAGUUCUGGAUCGCCUCAGCUCAGACGAAGUUGCAAUGCGCGCGACGACCGAGUCGCGCCAUGCCUUGAAACUGUUGAGAGAGUAUAAAAAGGAAAUCAGCUCUCUGCAGCACGAAAUAGAGACGCUGCGCAAAAUGCGCCGUCCAUUGGUGAGGAUCAAUGGGACGGAAAAUCGGGGUAAAGGCGAGAUCACCAAAGCUGGCCAAAGACUAGAAAGCUCCGCAGCAAAGGAAAAUGGAAAUUUGCUCACACCUUCCACGAAUGGCUCCGUCACGGCUUCCAGCUCAAGCCCUUCCAGAGCAAACAGCUCUAAUGGCAGCUACUUUGAGCCGUAUGAUGAUUACAAAAUUAGCGCACUGGAACAGCCAUCAAACACCAAUCCUGUUCUAACUCCGCCAGAUAGCAUUGCUCCCCCAUUGCCGCCGUUCCUUCAAAAAGGAUCUGCUACCAUGGGUGCACCGCCACCACCGCCACCACCGCCACCACCGGCAUUCCUGAUACCUGCUCCCGAUCCUCCACCGCCUCCUUCCUUCCUUAAGCCUGCCGCAGCAGGGCCCCCUGUGCCGCCGCCGCUUCCUAAAUUGGCCACUUCCGAUUCGCAGAAGCUAGGAAAACGAAAGGACGACACGCCGAAACCGGUGCUACGAAGACCAACGUCCAAGUUAAAACAGGUGCAUUGGGACAAGCUGGACGACGUGUCCAACACGAUCUGGAAAACUGUGGAUGACACGGCUCUGGCGUGGAAGCUGGAGGAGCUGGGCAUUCUGGACGAUCUGGAGAGCCAGUUCUACGCUGUAGAGACCAAAGCAUUCAAGCCCAGAGCUGUGGUAGCCAAGAACACUAAACGGAGUUUUUUGUCACGUGACUUGCAACAGCAGUUUGGAAUCAAUUUGUACCAGUUCAACGGGCUUUCCGAGAUGGACUUUGUGGCCAAAGUGCUCCGAUGCGAUCGCAACCUGGUGCAGAACUCGAGUUUGGUGGACUUUUUUUGCAACGACACGCUGACGGAGGUCUCGCCUAACCUGAUGCGUGAUUUUGCGCCAUACUCAACAGACUACAUCCAGAACCACAAGCCCCAGAAGGACCCAGCAGAGCUUGACCGUCUGGACAGAAUAUAUCUGGAGCUGUGCUUCAAUUUGCGCCAUUACUGGACUGCAAGGUCCAAAUGCGUUUCAGUGUGCUACAACUACGAACGCGAUCUCGCGGACCUGGGCCGCGACCUGCAAGUGUUGGAGACUGCCGUGGAGGAAGUCCGUGAGUCCAGGUCCUUAGUUCAGGUUCUGUACAUCAUCAAAGGUUUGGGCAAUUUUAUGAACGACGCGUCGAAAGCGGCCAACGGGUUUAAGCUCAGCACGCUUCAAAGACUCAAAUAUUUAAAGGACGCGAAAAAUGCCACCACUCUGCUCAACUACAUUGAGAAAGUGAUCAGAACGCGUUUCAGCGAGUACUCGAAUUUUGCAGACGAGAUCGGCGCCGUCCACAAGGCCCAUAACGUCUCGAUAGAUACUCUUGCGAGCGAAUUUAGAGAGCUGAUGCGGAGCGUCGAGUUUUGCAGCAAGGCGCUCACGGACGGGUGUUUGAGCGACCCCACAAGGCUGCACCCAGACGACCGAAUUGUUAGCUUUGCCAAGUCGCGGAUCGCUGUGGCACAGACCAAAAUAAAAGAAUUCGACACGAAGCUAACGAGCGUUAUCGGCAGUUUUGACGAGCUGAUGGAAAAAUUCGGAGAACGUGUUAGAGACGAAAGCGCGCGCAGCUCAUUCUUUUCCAAGUUCAAACUGUUUGUGGACGAUUACAAGAAAGCCCAGGCUGACAACGCCCGUUUGGAAGAGGAAGAACGAGCGUACGAAAAACGGAAGCGCAUGAUGGAGGAUUUCAAGAAAAGCAAGUGCGAGCAGGAGCAGCCGCAGGACAAUCUGAUAGAAUCGCUGCUGGACCAGUUGCGCACACAGAAACCGACCACCAGGGCGCCGCCGGUGCCUUUACAGGUGCCCGAGCACGCGGAGACGCAGGAUAUCAGUGCCAAGGCGUUGCAAAUAUUGCAGAAUCUCCCCCGGCUCGACGACGUGCCCGAGCUGCCGCCCUCCACGCCGCCGCGGCAGACGCCGUCCACACAGGGCUCGCCGGACAAGCUGAGCAUGAUUCCAUACCUCAUCACAGAAACCCUGAGCCCGAGCAAGGGGAAAGACAACUGA
Molecule: messenger RNA, 3267 nt
Organism: Ogataea angusta
Lineage: Eukaryota; Fungi; Ascomycota; Pichiomycetes; Pichiales; Pichiaceae
Exons: 1
Coding region: 1-3267 (1088 amino acids)
Biological process (GO): barbed-end actin filament capping; mitotic actomyosin contractile ring assembly; actin filament bundle assembly
Cellular component (GO): cellular bud neck; mating projection tip; cell division site
Source: RefSeq, a predicted model, not a curated record